UCAUCUCUAAAAAUAUCCUUCGGAAACUGCACCAAAACUGUUGGUUAGGUUUUUUCCUGUCAUCGGCCGCUGCGAUGGUGCGACAUGGGUAACGCGAACGUAAAACCAUAUCCGCGAGUGAGAAAUAAAAAACAGGUACAUUGGAAAGCUGCAGGAGCAUGUUUUGGUAAAGGAGUAGCAAGUUUUGAUAUAGAUCGACCUGCACCUCCUGGCAAACCCGAACUCCUUCCCGAAACUGAAGGAACCCCCGACUUGGUAACUCUCCGUUGGUCUCGGCCAAUCAAUGAUGGAGGUUCUCCUGUUUCCGGGUAUCUUGUGGAACACCGCAGAGUGGGUUCUCCACAUUGGGUACGAGCUACACCGCUACCGGUACUGUUUCCUGAAAUAACACUCAGCGGCUUAGAACCAGGGUGGCGGUAUCAGUUCAGAAUUAGCGCCGAAAACGCAGUAGGGUAUUCUGAUCCUUCCGAGGUAUCGGAACCCAUAACUGUGACGUUGCAUCGUUCAGCUGUUACAGCACCAAAAUUUACUCAAGAAGUCGCCGAUACUGUUGCUUUGGAAAACGAAAAAUGCGAAUUUGUUGUUCAUUUUCUUGGACAACCUGCUCCUAGGGUAAGCUGGUUCAAGGAUGGUUUCGAAAUAUUUAGCAGCAGACGAAUCCGAAUUCUCACCGAACACGACCGAAGCAUUCUAACGAUCCAUCAGACUUCGUUGUCUGAUGAAGGCGAAAUUAAGUGCACUGCUACCAAUAGAGCUGGGCAUGUUUCUUCAAAAGCUAAACUUACCGUAGAAGCUCCACCCAAUAUAAGAUUACCUAGGAAUUACGAGGAUGGAUUACUUUUUGAAUUGGGUGAAACAAUUCGUCUCAAAGUCUCGGUCGUCGGAAGACCAACACCAUUAGUCUUUUGGCACCACAACGGAGAAUCUAUCCAAAACACUGACAGAUGUAAAAUAGAUUAUAGCGACAAUUCUUUCGCGCUCAAAAUCGCAAAUGCCCAAAGAAGCGAUAGAGGAGAAUAUCAAAUAAAAGCUGUAAAUAAACUAGGCACUGAUACCACAUCGUUUUUGGUUACUGUCACCGAUAAACCAUCACCACCAGUUCCAUCUGUUCCAGGUAAAGCUAGAGUAGUUAUGACUCUUGGUAGAUCAGUUACCCUUUCCUGGACCUCACCAAAUGAUGAUGGAGGUUGUAAAAUCGGCAACUACAUUAUCGAAUAUUACAGACUCGGUUGGAAUGUUUGGCUUAAAGCUGCUACUAGCAGACAAUUAACUACUAGACUUGGCGACCUCAUUGAAGGCAGCGAGUACAAGUUCCGCAUCAAAGCUGAAAGUCCUUAUGGAGUUAGCGAUCCUAGUGAAGAAUCUGAAAUUGUUUUUAUACCAGAUCCCAAACGAGGAUUAAAUAAGCCUCUUAAAAGAGAUAGUGAUCAAGACUUUUUUGAGGAAAUUACGUCACCCAAACCUAUCAGGAGAAAACGAUCACAGUCAACCUCUAAAGUACCAGCAUAUAAUGCCAAUACAGAAGAAAUUCCUCCAAUGAGGCCCAAACGGACUAAGAGCAAAAGUCAACAGCAGACUCCUGAUACAUCACCAAUGUUGCCACGUAAAGACGUAGUUUCAAAAUUGAAUCAGCAUAUUUUUGAUAGGGCAUCUUUGGCUAGAGAUUUGGCAUAUGGAUCACCCGAUUUAAAAUUACAGGAAACCUCAAAAGCUUCAUACAAGGUUACUAUACAGGCACCUAAAGAACAGCCAACACCAGCAAUUGUAGAGCCACAAUUAAGUCCAGAGAGAAAAAAUAAACUUAUCAGGGAACAUAGUGGGAGCUCGGAGUUUAUGUUGGUUUUAUAUUCUGAUGAAAAUAAUCAAGAUGAAAAGGACCUAAUACUGAACUUCGACGUAGACCCAGUACCGCCUCCUUUAUCCCUAUCAGCCCCAGAACUGAGCUGCUUGGAGCAACCCCAAUUUCCACCCCUCAAAUACUCAUCUAGCUCCACUGAACUGUUACACGAAAGAGCGAUGAUACGUUUCUACGAAGAUGCCGAAGCUGAAGACAAAUUACUAGAAGAAAAGAAAAGUAUUCCGAAAAUCCAAAUAAAUAAUAGGGAAAGUGACGACAUUGUUGGAUUGGAUAGAAGGCAUUCUUUGAGAAGAAAAUUCUCAUCUGGUGGAGUAGCCAAAUGGGCCCAAAAGAGAUACAGUCUAAAAAACCCAUCAGACUUGAAACAAGAUUUAUUAUCAAAUACUACUAAUCUGAAAAAAUCCCCGUUAUCUGCUAAAAUGAAACGUGAAAUAAUGAUGCUCAAUGAACAAUCAACAUCGGAGGAACUUACAGAUCAAGAAUUUGAAAAACAAAAAAAAGUUUAUUCCCAAUCAAGUUUUGAAAAUAGGCCUGUUACGAGUACAGAAGAACUAGAAUGGAACAAAGAAUAUGAAGAAAGUCUAUCAGAGAGUGAAUCCGAAUCAGAGGACUUGGAAAAGUUCAAAUAUGAAGUCUCGAAAGGCAAAAAAGUACACUUAAAUAAAGGUUUCAAUGAAGAAAGUACUUACCGACCUGCUGGAGGUCUUAGUGGGAUGGUAAUCACGAAUGAACCAUUCGAAAUUCUAAAUAAAAGAAAAGAGCUGCCUGAUCCUAAUUUCAUUCCAAAACCUAUACUUAAAAAGACAGAUUCGCCUCAAAAUAUUUCCCCAUUAAUUUCACCCCCGCAAUCACCAACUAGAGUUUCUAGAGCCCUAUCACCACGUCCCGAUGUAGUUUUACAAAGAGACAGGGCCAAAUCGUUGGCAAUUCCAAUGUUGUCACCUCUAGUAUCCUCUGGAGAUGAGAGCGAUGAACCGAAAAAACCUAGAGUAAGAUCGUUGUCUUUAACUGCAGCUCAAAAUGUAUUAUUGCCAUCAUCGCUGUUAAAGAAGAAAAAUAAUGAAAAGUUACCAACAAAAAUAGAUCUUCCAAAAAGUAGAAAUAGCGGGACUUUGCCAAAUAUUUCAAUUAUGGCUCAAAUAACUGGGAUUGCUGCAGCCAGCAUAGUUAUUCCCAAAAACCUGCUGGAUAAAAAGAAAGACGAUGAAGAGGUUAAAGUAGUUGCGGACCAUUAUGAUCAUAUCGUGAGGACUGUUGGGCAAAAACGUCGAGCCAGUAAUCCAUUUUUGAAUAGAGACGAAUUGAAAAAAGCUGCAGAGAAUUUUGAAGAUGGUAAAGAGCAAACACCUUCAAAAGAGAAUCUGAGUCAAGAUAGUGGUUAUCAAAGUAUUUCUGGGUAUAGAUUUAACGAUUAUUACGAAACUGGAUCAAAAAAUAAUAAUGAUGGAAGGAAAUCAUUGGAGGAAUUGCACCAAAAUGAUGAAAAUACUUCCAACCAACAAUUAUUUUAUUAUAGGAGAGGCAGUAGUAUAAGAGUUGCUCAACAAACCCCAAUGGAUAAUAAAAAUAAUCCAGAAAAGCUUUUAGAAGGAGAAAGUUCUGUAGGGAUUCAAACAACUUCCUCAGUCCUACCAUUGAGAAGAGAGAGCGAUGCUGGUUUUCAACGAACAACUCCAUUAGAAGGAAAGAAUAGUCAUAUUACUCCUAGAAGAGACAGUGGUGUAGGAUACCAGUCUCUUGCGCUAACAAGAGACAUUCAAAAAAAUCCUUUAGAGCCACGAAGAUCUACUGAAAUCCAAAGAGGUCGAGCUGCCUCACAGUCUAAAGGUCGUAGAUCUGUGAGCCGUUCAAAAUCACCUUCUAAAAGAGGACCUAGCGUAUCUAGAAGACCGCCUUUUGAUGAAUCUUCAAGUAGACCUAAAAAAUCAUCUCCAUCGCCACUAAGUGCAACACGUAAACCAAUGCUGAAAGAAAUCACUACUCAAACUUCAGGCUAUUUAGAAUCAUUUGAUCUUACUGACAAGCAAUUUCAGGAUCAACUGCUGGCCCGAGCUGAAGUCCAAGUGCGAUCGGCUGUAGAUUGGUUGACAGAUUUAGCAAUGUUUGCUGUAGCCUGUUGGCUGUAUUUAUUUGAAAAUGAACUCCUAGCGAUUCCUGUUUUGUUGAUAAUGGUUUAUAGACAGUUGAAAGAGGAAAUUCGGAAAAGAAUUCCCGUAUGGCUUUUGAGGAAAUUGCAGAGAAGAAAUCCGGAAAAGAAAAUGUAGGUUUUUAUUUGUCAGCAUAAUUUUCGUUUUAAUUUUUGUGUAUUUUAAAGAGUUAACUAUGAAAUCUAUGAUUUCAAAUCAGUAUAUUUACGUACCUAUAUAUUAUUUAUAUUAGAAAUAAAUUAUAUUUAAA
Messenger RNA from Ceutorhynchus assimilis (cabbage seed weevil), 4255 nucleotides. The record is from the annotation of a GenBank genome assembly. Lineage: Eukaryota; Metazoa; Arthropoda; Insecta; Coleoptera; Curculionidae.